Messenger RNA from Mugil cephalus (flathead mullet), 3886 nucleotides. RefSeq names its product inactive dipeptidyl peptidase 10-like. Gene Ontology annotation, molecular function: serine-type peptidase activity; dipeptidyl-peptidase activity. Bases 177 to 2567 code for a protein of 796 amino acids. The transcript is spliced from 26 exons. Gene Ontology annotation, biological process: proteolysis. Lineage: Eukaryota; Metazoa; Chordata; Actinopteri; Mugiliformes; Mugilidae. The record is from RefSeq and is a predicted model, not a curated record.
AAGACGACGAACCAGUAACCAGCCUGAAACGAACCGGUUAACUAGUUUCAGUGACUCCGUGUUUCUCGGCCAGUUGGUCUGCGUGUUCAGUCUCAGCUGCUGUUUGUCGAUCGCAGUCUGACCCGGCGCUUUUUACUUCUUCUCUUCUGGCCCGGAGCUGUCCACGGUGCUGAAAGAUGAACCAAAGCGCAGGAGCGGUGCAGCACACGCGGAGGUACUCGGUGGAUGACAAGGACAUUGGGUCUAUUGGACCUGACAGAAACUGGAAGGGAAUUGCCAUCUCUCUGCUGGUUAUCCUAGUGGUGCUCUCACUUAUUGGGCUGUCUAUCGUUCUGCUGUCCAAAGACAAUGGUGGUAAACCCCUUGGUUCACAGUUGACACUGGAUGACCUCUUUCAAAGAAAAUUCCAAGUACACGAUCCUGAUGCAAAGUGGAUCAGUGAGGAAGAAAUCAUCUUUCGGAGCUGGGACGGAGAUGUUUUCAAAGUCAACGUAUACAGAAAUGAGACAGAACUCUUGCUGAAAAACACAACAUUUAUAACUUUUAAGGCCUCGAAGUUUGCAGUCUCCCCUGAUCUGAACUUUAUUCUUUUUGGAUAUGACGUCAAGCAGGUCUACCAGCACUCUUCCUUAGCAUCGUACCUCAUCUACAACAGAUAUACAAGGGAGGUGCGGGAGCUAAAUCCACCAGAAGUGUCGGAUUCAGUCCUCCAGUUUGCUUCAUGGGGCAUUCAGGGACAACAGUUGAUGUACAUAUUUGAAAACAACAUCUACUACCAAACAGAUGUGCAGAGUAGCUCGUGGAGGCUCACGUCCUCUGGGCAGGAGGGGGUCGUCUUCAAUGGCAUCGCAGACUGGCUCUACGAAGAGGUGGUGCUGCACACUGAGGUGGCCCAUUGGUGGUCACCUGAUGGAUCCAGGCUGGCCUACCUCACUAUCAACGACACCCUUGUCCCUACCAUGCUCCUGCCUCGCUUCACAGGCUCUCUCUACCCCAGGGGGAGGGAGUAUCCUUAUCCAAAGAUGGGCCAAAUCAAUCCUACUGUCAGGCUCUAUGUCGUCACUCUGGAUGGCAGCUCUCUCACCACUGAACUGAGACCUCCAGACAGUUUUGAAAGGAGUGAGUUCUACAUCACCAUGGUGAAGUGGGUGACACAAGAGAGGCUGGGCGUGCGCUGGGUGAAUCGAGCCCAAAACAUGUCAAUUCUUUCACUAUGUGAUGCCUUAACGGGUGACUGUAGAAAGAAACAUGUGAUGACAUCAGAGAAGUGGCUUAAUCGCCAGAAUGAGGAGCCAGUGUUUUCCAAGGACUGCGCUACAUUCUUCAUCACCAUGCCCUUAAAACACAGUGGCCGUGGGACAUUCAGCCAUAUCACCAUGAUCUCCAACCAAUCUGACGGCCAAGAGGUGAACCUCCGCCACCUGACCUCAGGAAGUUGGGAAGUCUCCCAAAUAUUGGCCUACGAUGAGAGCACAAACUCCAUUUAUUUUCUAAGUACGGAAGAGGGGGAAAGUCAGCGUCAUUUGUACAGGGUGUCCACCGUCGAUCCACUUCAUAAAGAGUGCCUGACGUGCUCCCUUUUCAAAUCCAAGUGCACCUACUACGAUGCCAUCAUCAGCCCCAACUAUCAGCAUGUUCUUCUCAACUGCAGAGGCCCUGAAAUACCCCGGACUACUCUUCACAAUCUGACUGAUAUGAACACAGAGCACAAGACUCUGGAAAGAAACAUCGAAUUAAGACGUGCGCUGGUAAACAGGACCAUACCAAGGUGGGAAAGAAGAAUGGUACAAAUCAACACCUUCGCAUUUCGUCUGGAGUUAAUUGUCCCGACAGAUUUGGAUGAAACAAAGGAGCACCCACUCUUACUGGUCCUUGAUAGUGCCCCUGGUGGCCAGGCUGUCAGUGACCGUUUCUCAAUCAGCUGGGACUCCGUCCUGGUCAGUUCGGACGACGUGAUUGUCGCCCGCCUGGACGGCCGAGGCAGCGGCUUCCAGGGUCAGAGGAUCCUGCACGAAGUUUACCAGAGAAUGGGAACUGUUGAUGUUCAGGACCAGAUUGCAGCAGUAGAGUACCUGGUCAAGUUACCGUAUAUUGAUGGCAACAGAGUGGGAGUUUAUGGAAAAGCAUAUGGAGGCUUCUUGUCUUCGCUUCUGCUUCUCGGCCACAGCUCAAUGUUCAAAUGUGGCAUCGCUGUGGCUCCUCUAACGAACUGGAGACUCCAUGGAUCAGCCCUCGCUGAGAAAUACUUUAGCUCACCAGUGAAAGAAGAUCACAAAUGCCAGAUUUCCAGUCUGCUCAGCAAUAUCACAGCAUCCAGUCAACUGAACUUUCUUAUUAUGCACGGCACAGCAGAUGCCACAGUCCAUUUCCAGCAUUCUGCUGAGCUGGUCAAACUGCUGUCUACGUCAAACGUUAACUACACACUCCAGAUUUUCCCAGAUGAAGGACACAGUAUUGUCUCCGCCAAGAGCCAGCACUACAUGCUAAACUCGGUAUCGACCUUCUUCAAGCGCUGCUUCGAGGAGGAGCAGCUUGUUGCUCCGCAGACGUCCAAAGAAGAUGACUAGUCCGUGGAAACCUCCCGUCGUGGGAAAGUUUUGUGAAGAGUGUACUGUAGCAACUUCCAUCAUGCGCCAGCAACCAGAGACGGUGUUUCCAUGGAGGGCGGCUGUCUGUAAAAGCAUUUAAUGAGCAUUGGUGAAAAACGACAGAUCUGCGGAAUGAAAGUAGCGUGACAGAAGAAGAAGUCAGCAUGGUGAAUUCAAGUGUUGUGAAGAGUAAGCUGUCAAAGGAAAGACGGUGGUGUCGUCGCUGUACUCUAAUGUUUAAGACGAGAGUUACUGUUUGUAAUGUUGGCAUCAUGUACUGAGUACAAUUGUCAGGGAAUUAAAGAGUUUUGUAUUUUUUCCAUUUUAGAGUCAACUUUUUGCUGACUGCUGUAAUCUACUGUGAAUUAAUGUGAGUAUUUACUGGAAACAAAACAUAUCCGUUCAUAUAUUACACACCAGAUAUUUAUUCAGAUAUUUUUGUCUUGCCGUGUAUUUUAAAACACGCCCCGAGGCCUGCGGACAUUCAGAAAACGUGAUCCAUGUUCUCUCUGGGUACUCCGGCUUCCUCCCACCCUCCAAAGACAUGCUUGUUAGGCUGUAGGUGUGAGUGUGAACGGUUGCCUGUGUCUCUGUGCGUUAGCCCCGUGAUAGACUGGAGACCUGUCCAGGGUGUAACCACACCUCUCGCCCAGUGACAGCUGGGAUGGGCUACAGCCCCCCUCCAGAGAACAAGUGGUUACAGGAAAUGAAUAAAUUCAUAAUUUCUUAACUAAAUGUAUACUUUUUCAGAAAAUGAAUGAAUGGCUUUAGGGGUUGUGUCAACAAGCAGUUCCUGCAGGUGCCUUUAUCUCAUUACAGUCACUAUUUUCCCAGAUUAGAGCCAAUGCAGUGUCCGUAGCAAUACAAAAAUGUGAAAACAGUUUGGGGUACUUGACAUUGUCUUAGGAUUCAGACAUAUAAGUGGUUCCAGAACAAUAUGACCAACACCUUCGGUAAUCUGAACUGCAGCAGUGCUGAUAUGUAUAGAAUUUAAAUGUUUACGACCUCACAGAGUCUCCACUGUUAAUGUAGCCUUUAACAUCCCAAAAUGUGAAAAAGCGGUUUCAAAUAGACAAACUGUAAUAUAUCAAUCUAUGCUGUACAGCGUGCUUUGUCCAGAAACAAACUCUUGUAAUGCUGUGUAUUUCCUUGAGUCACCAGAUAGUUUUCUUCUACUGCACCUACUUCUACACUUUUUGUCAAAUUGCAUCUCAGUCUCAGUUGUGUAUGUAUAUCAUGUCUUCAUUUGAAAAUAUGUUUUUUCCUGAAAUAAACUGUGAGCCUAGAUCAUCUUUUCA